This is a messenger RNA of Fomitopsis serialis, 702 nucleotides long. RefSeq lists its product as uncharacterized. Lineage: Eukaryota; Fungi; Basidiomycota; Agaricomycetes; Polyporales; Fomitopsidaceae. The record is from RefSeq and is a predicted model, not a curated record. The transcript is spliced from 5 exons. Bases 1 to 702 code for a protein of 233 amino acids.
AUGACUAAGGGCACAACCUGGCAAGUUGUGCUCACAAUUCCCGACGCAGAGGAUGAUUCGAGAAGCUCGGUCGAUGAGGAUCACAGCACUGACUCGGAUGAUGCGAGUGAUGUCCCGCAAGCCGUCGCAACUCCGGAAAGUCUGUCUCCGUCUCCCGUCCCAAUGUCCCCCAUAGUCGCACCUCAGCCACAGGUCCAGGAAGUGGACGAACAACUCGCGCCACAACUUCCCAUACCUCCUGAGGUCGUUGACGAACGUUUCGCGCUCCAUCCCAACGCCGUCCACCAGCGCACAAGCAACCACGCGGACGCGUUCAACGACCGGCCUUCCACGGAGACACCACACGCGCAGUACCCGUACAUACCGGAAGGCGACUACUCGUGCCGCCCUGGCGGCCCGAAGGUAUAUGAUCUGCUGAACACGAUGCCGCUCGAGCAGUAUGGUGUCCUCUCGUGGAUGAUUGUGGACAGGGAGGAGGAGCUGUUCGAGCUCGACGAUGUCCGGGACGAGGACAAGGUGAUGAUGGCGCUGUGGAACCGCUGGAUCAUGUUGAACCGGCCCGACUUCAUCUUCAAGGGCUAUAUCAAGGGCGUCCUUGCGUUCGUAGACGAGCACUGGCGGAUGAUCCACCGUGCGGCGGGUUGGGGGGCUUUACGGGCGUUUCUCCUCGUACGUAUGUUCACCGUCGUGCGUUCCAGUUAA